GCGGCUCCCUCGGAAGCUGAGCGGUAGUAGGUGGUGUCGGCCUGCUAGCAAGUUUCGCCGAGCUAGCAAUUAGCGUCAGGGCAGUGGCGUCAGAGAUGCAGUUUGUUUAGAAGCAGAAUGGAGGAACCAUGGGGGUGAAGUAGUUGACCGGAUUGGACCGGAGCAACUGUCUUUCGGACGUGAUACAGGCUGGCUUUUUGUGGGGCCUCCAUAGGAGCAUUGAUACGCAUAGCGCAAGUACGGAACUAGGAUUUAAUCAGGGAGGAGGGGAGGCCUCCAAGUGGACAAGCGGAGGGAGGAAAGAACCCGACUGGAGAAGAAUGGAGGACAAAAAAGAAGAGGGUGAGGCAGAGAUUCAGGAACACGGACCGGAACAUUGGUUUUCUAAAUGGGAGCGGCAGUGUCUGGCUGAGGCCGAACAAGAGGAGCCCCUAGAGGAAGAGGCCGAGCAGAGUCAGCAGAAGCUGUGGCAUCUCUUCCAGAACUCAGCCACGGCCGUGGCUCAGCUUUACAAAGAUCGCGUUUGCCAGCAACAAGGAAUGUCACUGUGGGCCCCUUUCCAGAACGCUGCUACAGCUGUCACCAAUCUGUACAAAGAAAGUGUGGAUGCCCAUCAGAGGACCUUGGACUUAGGAAUCCAGACUGGAUGCCAGCGACGCAAUAAAGAAGUUUUAGCCUGGGUUAAGAAACGCCGACGAACUAUCCGUCGGGAGGAUUUGAUCAGCUUUCUGUGUGGCAAAAUUCCGCCUCCACGUAAUUCUCGUGCACCACCGAGACUGACUGUUGUUUCACCCAACCGAGCUACACCAUCUGAAACUGGCUCAUCUGUAGAGACUGAUUUGCAGCCCUUCCGAGAAGCAAUAGCUCUCCAUGGACUGAGUGGUGCAAUGGCUAGUAUUAGUGUCCGCUCCAGUACUCCAGGCUCUCCAACUCAUGUUAGCGGCAGUUCUACCAGUAGCCGAAGGAGAAAUGGACUCCUUGAUGUUGAUUUGAACACUUUCAUAUCAGAGGAAAUGGCACUCCACUUAGAUAGUGGCAACCGCAAACGUACCUCAGCCCAAUGCGGCGACGUCAUUACAGACUCGCCAACUCACAAACGCAACCGACUUAUGUAAAUCUGCAGAAGACUCUACCACCAUGCUGCUUUGAAGCCACUUUUAAUCCUCAACAUACUGUUUAAAAGGAAACAUGAGGCCCAUCUUCCCUUUUCACUGUUAAAGACCCUUCAAUUAAAUAAUUGCUGUUAAGCAAGCUCCUGCUAUUGUAAUUGUGGUUUUCUUUAAACUAUACACCCAGCCCAGGACGUCUGGCUUGUGUAAUAUUUGGAAAGAUUAUCAUAACGUGAACAUCAGUUCAUUCAGUGCAAAGUGACCUUACUUGUAUUUAAAAGGGAAAACGUAAAUUGUUGGAUAGUAUGGCUUUUAUUUUUUUUAUUUUUUUUUAACUAUAAAUCCCCAACUGGUCUGAGUAUUUCGCUUCAACAAUAUUGCAAUUUUGGAUUUGCCUAACUCAGCUGUGCAGGUCAGUCGUCAGUUCCAUUUUUUUUCAGGCACCUAGUUACUACAAAUAUACUGCAGUUUUUCUUUGAUACUACUAUGGUGAGAUGUCCAGAGGUGCUAUGGUUCUGCUACUAAUAGUUAACAAUGGAUCAGUAAAAGGCACUUUUCACUGGGUUAAUUUUUGUUUUAGUGCUGUCCUUUACCAAUAUUAAAUCUCCUCCAAGGUUACUCUUAAUAGGCUUUUAAUAUUGUCAGUUUAAACACAUUUAUGCUCAUACUUAUAUGCUGGUUGUAUCAUUGUGGGGUAAAUGUAAACUGUAUAAAUCACCCUAGAGUUUUCAUCCCCAUACAUUGUUUUAAAUACGUUUUUUACCUUGGUUUAUCUGUGUUCAGUAAGCUAUUGAUUUACAGGUUAGUUCUGUAUAGGCUGCAUAUUUUCUAAUUAUGAUUGCAAAUGCUUU
This is a messenger RNA of Nanorana parkeri, 1960 nucleotides long. It is a transcript of the gene HAPSTR1, whose product is annotated as chromosome unknown C16orf72 homolog. NCBI's taxonomy places the organism in Eukaryota, Metazoa, Chordata, Amphibia, Anura, Dicroglossidae. Bases 321 to 1115 code for a protein of 264 amino acids. The transcript has 4 exons. The record is from RefSeq and is a predicted model, not a curated record.